CUGCAUUGCUGAUCCUGCAGUCCUUGCGGCCCAGCGCAGCGGCAGCGUGGCUGACUCCCCUUUCCCCGCAGUCCUCACCUGCCUCCUGCUGGCCCUCUUUGCCUCCGGCCUCAUCCAUCGGGUCUGCGUCACCACCUGCCUCAUCUUCUCCAUGGUCGGCCUUUAUUACAUCAACAAAAUCUCCUCCACGCUCUACCAGGCCGCGGCGCCCGCUGCCGUCCCCACCAAAGCUGUUGGCAAAGGCAGGAAGAGGAAUUGACGGCCGUGCCGGGGCAGCUCCCGGCUCCGAGCCAGCAGUAAAGCCGCUCCUUUGCAA
Molecule: messenger RNA, 316 nt
Organism: Lagopus leucura (white-tailed ptarmigan)
Lineage: Eukaryota; Metazoa; Chordata; Aves; Galliformes; Phasianidae
Gene: KRTCAP2
Product: keratinocyte associated protein 2
Exons: 2
Source: RefSeq, a predicted model, not a curated record